Anopheles coustani is the source of this 1062-nucleotide messenger RNA. RefSeq lists its product as uncharacterized. Bases 1 to 1062 code for a protein of 353 amino acids. NCBI's taxonomy places the organism in Eukaryota, Metazoa, Arthropoda, Insecta, Diptera, Culicidae. The transcript has 5 exons. Gene Ontology annotation, cellular component: cytosol. The record is from RefSeq and is a predicted model, not a curated record.
AUGGGGCGGCUCGAAACUUCAGAAAUGAUUUCGAUCAAAAAUGCACACGCAUCCCUAGGGCAUUUGCCGAGAUCGAAGGUUUCAAGGAGCGGAAAGUAUCCUUUUGCUGAUAACAUCUCUUCUACUGGAUUUUUUGUUCACGAACAAACCAUAGCAGAAAUGGAAGAAGACUGUGCGAGUUUGGAAGCUGCAAUCGAGCAUCAUCGUAAAGUAGUGAAGCAUAUAAUUUCCGAAUGCUUCCCUUUGUUUGAAAAGAAGAUAAAACAAAGCGAUGAAGAUGUACAAAUGUGGAAAGAGCGUGCUUUGAAAGCGGAAGGCCGGGUAACGUUACUCGAGCGGCAGUUGGAGGAAAGAAACAAUCAGGCAUGCCAGUUGAAAAGUUCGUAUGAGGGACAGUAUCUGAUAAUGAUGAAAACCGGCGCUGUUCUCGGCGAGGUUGUAUGGAAAUCGUUUAAAAGCCACGCGAAUGUAAAAAUGCUCGUUCAGGCUGAGGAAACGAUGGACAAGUAUUGUGCUCUUUCGAAAGGUGUCAUCGAUUCGUUUCUGCAGGCCUACAGGAUUGAGAUGCCACCGCCACAUUCCUUGGAGCACGUUUUCGUCAUAUCCGUGCUGGGUGCGUUGACCAACUUUGCUGCAUUCACAGAAGGUAGAAUGUUCCUGGCGAAAGAGGAUAACGGGUUACAGCUGCUCAAGAAAUUGCUCAUCGAACAAGAGCAUUGGAAUGUACCGCAAGGCCGGUACAUGAAGCGAAUGGUUUUAACGUUUGCCUACAACAUGACACUAGUGGACAAUGUCGCCUAUUUUGUACUAAGUGAAGAGAAGCUGCUGAACGCUGUACUGAAGUGUCUCGGUAUAAACGACCCUACAGAUGUGGUUGGUGCUGCUGUGGCGAUAAUUUAUCGCUUGGUCUCAGUAUCUUUGGAAGCCGGAAUACCAUCAGCGUUACCGGAAAAGAUUCCUUGGGCACUGAUAAAAUCUAUGACGACAUCACCCGACCCUCAACUUGGAGAAAUUUCAAACAGCCUUUUGGGCCUUAUGGAAACAACUGUAUCGUUUUCUUAA